Paramacrobiotus metropolitanus is the source of this 1776-nucleotide messenger RNA. RefSeq lists its product as uncharacterized. Gene Ontology annotation, molecular function: zinc ion binding; nucleic acid binding. Lineage: Eukaryota; Metazoa; Tardigrada; Eutardigrada; Parachela; Macrobiotidae. The transcript has a single exon. The coding region runs from base 67 to 1776 and encodes 569 amino acids. The record is from RefSeq and is a predicted model, not a curated record.
AAUUAUUAAAGUGUAUUACUUAAUACAUGACAUCUGGCGUGAAAGGAUAGUCGUAUUCCACAAACCAUGUCUACUGAAAAGAAAGCGCAGAAUCUGAUACGGUUUAACCCGGACCAGCUACCAUGGACAUCAUGGAAGUCGUUGUUAAAGAACUAUUUUGCCCUUGCGGAAAUAGCCGCCACGAAACAGAAAGAAGUGCUGCUGAACAGUCUGGAAGUCCGAGCCUUCCAAGACCUUGUCAGCGCCUGUCGACCAAAGGAGCCUACGGAGCUGUCGUACGAUGAGCUUAUCAAGAAGCUGGACGAUACGUACAUAAAGGUCACCUACCAAACGACUGAAUGGGCCUCGUUUUUCUCUACUCGACAGAAAUCCAGCCAAUCGCUAGUGGCUUUCUCUAACGAACUACGGGAUAAAACUUACACAUGUAAGUUUCCUGGGACGUUGUUGGAGGAUUUACUCAGCUCAGUGUUUGUGGCUGGAGUGUACAGCGAUACCACGAGGCGCCAUCUCAUGUCGCAAGAGCUUAAGUCCUUCGACGAGACACUGCAGAUCGCAAAACGGUUUGAGACUGGCCAGGAAGAGGCCAAGGUCAACAACAACCUCCAAGAAGACAUCGUGAAGGCGACCUCAUCCCGUCGAAGCUUCAAGCCAAAUGGUGGUGCCAAAGCCAAGCGAGCUCCAAACAGCGGUGGCGGCAAAGCGUGCUAUCGGUGUGGAAACACGAACCACGACCAAGAGCAAUGUCGGUUCAAGGACCAGAACUGUCGCAAUUGUGGCAAGGCCGGCCAUAUUGCGCGGGUCUGCAAGUCCAAACAGGCAAGCGGAUAUCAAGGAGGGCAACGCGGUAGCGGGAGCAGCCGGACAGGAGCCGUGUACGACAUUCUGCACACUAGCUCGCCAGACGGAAACCCGAUGCAGAUGUGCAUCAAGGUCAACGGACGGUCAGUAACUUUUGAACUGGACACCGGAUCCGGGAAGACCAUUGCAUCAAGGCAAAUGUGGCAAUCAGUGGGAUCACCUAAACUGUCCCCAUACAAAGGAUUGCUGCGCAGUUUCACUGGCCACACAAUACGAGUACUAGGCGUGUGCAAGGUGAACGCAGAGCACCGGAACAGCACAGCCAGUGACCUUGAGAUGAUAGUGGCUGAUAAGGGCGGCGGGAUCUUGGGAAGAGACUGGAUCCGCGCGCUAAACAUGGGCGACCUGAAGUUCAGCGAAUUGUCAACGUCAGCCGUUCACACGGUGGCGGAACCGGACACGCUGGAAAGUAUCCUCGCGCAGAACAAGGAACUGUUCCGGGACGAGCUAGGAUGCUGCCGGACAUUUCAAGCGCAUCUAUACCUGAAGCCAGGCGCCAUACCGAAGUUCUGCAAACCACGCCCAGUGCCGUUCGCGCUCAGACAACCAGUGGAAGAAGACUUGGAGCGUUUGGUACGACUGGGAGUGUUGGUCAAGGUCGAUCGGGCAAAGUGGGCCGCACCAAUUGUGAUAGUCCGUAGAGUGAAACGGAAAGUGCGAACAUGUGCCGACUUGAGCACAGGGCUAAACGACGCGCUGGAUAUACAGAGAUAUCCGCUGCCUCUGCCCGAUGAACUGUUUGCAGUACUGAACGGAGGCGAAGAAUUUACGACAAUAGACAUGUCUGAUGCGUACCAUCAAGUUCCGCUGGAUGAGGAAAGCAGCUGGUUGGUGGUGAUCAAUACGCACCGUGGUCUAUUCCGCUACACACGACUGCCAUUCGGUGUGGCGGCAGCACCAGCAUAUUCCAGCAACUGA